This is a messenger RNA of Budorcas taxicolor (takin), 3846 nucleotides long. RefSeq names its product KIAA1755 ortholog. The transcript has 14 exons. The record is from RefSeq and is a predicted model, not a curated record. NCBI's taxonomy places the organism in Eukaryota, Metazoa, Chordata, Mammalia, Artiodactyla, Bovidae. The coding region runs from base 70 to 3666 and encodes 1198 amino acids.
CCGACGCGCGGACCGGACCCUCUGAGAGUCACCCGGGAGAGGAGCAGCCGUCGCUUGUACCCCGUCACCAUGGACCCCCCAUCCCUGGAUGCAGCCAUCCAGCAUGCGCUGGCGGGCCUCUAUCCUCCUUUUGAGGCAACAGCACCUACCAUCCUGGGUCAGGUGUUCCGUCUCCUGGAUUCUGACUUCCGGGGCGAUGGACUGAACUUCCUCCUGGAUUUCCUGAUCCCUGCCAAGCGCCUGUGUGAACAAGUGCGUGAAGCAGCCUGUGCCCCCUACUCACACCGCCUCUUCCUGCACGAGGGCUGGCCGCUGUGCAUGCGGGAUGAGGUUGUGGUCCACCUGGCACCCCUCAAUCCCCUCUUACUGCGCCAGGGUGACUUCUACCUCCAAGUCGAGCCCCGGGAGGAACAGUCCGUCUGCCUCACGAUCAAGUGCCUCUCUGUGGACCUCCGCACAGUGGAAAUGAAGCCUGUCCCUGAGUCAUCCUAUCCUAUACUUUUCACCCAAGCCUGGCUAGAGGUCAUCAACAGUGACUCUGAGGGCAGUCCCCUACACAACUGCCUGGUAGCUUCAGAAGAUGGCAUGGCCCCUGUGCCCUGGACCAGGAUAACCAGCCCAGAGUUUGUGGAUGACAGACCCCCAGCAGUGAAUCUCCUCUCCCCAGCCUGGGCGUCCCUUCAGUUAGAGGCACUGGAUUUGAGCAGCUCUCAAGAGCUGCACCAGGCCAGGUGCCCAGACAGGCAGGUGCUGCUUGUCCGGAGUUUGGACAAGGGCAGGACACACAGGAACAAGUACCCAGGACUCAUCAAGGUGGAGCAAGCUGGACCUGGGGAGGUGGGCUUCAGGGUGGACAGCGUGGAUAGCCAGGACCUGGAGGGAGAGUAUGUGGCUCUUCUGGACUUUUCCCAAGAGAGCAGAGAAGGGUCUCCCAGUAAGGAGGUGGCGGCACCCAGUGGGUGUCCUUUGGGGGCACCAGAAGAGCUAUCUGGAACCAAGGAAAUCCCUUUCUCUCAAAGGACGCUUCCUCUGUCAGGGGCCAAUGGAGAGCCUUCCUUGGAAAAAUGGGCUUGUGAGAAGCCUGAAAGCUUGAGGGAGAAACCCUGUGUUUGGGGCUUGAGGAGAAAGGCUAAUGAUAAAGUCCCUACCCAAGACUCAGAACACCAGCCCCGAGAGCCAUACCUCAGCAUCUUUGUAAACCCACUGCAUUGUGCGUCUGGCCUCGGGACAGGUGCCUCAGAAGAGCCACCUACCUCCAAGACACAGGGCAUUCUGGGAAACUCAGAGAGCAUGGUCCAGCUCAAGCCAGGACCAAAACAAGCAUCCUCUCCCCGGCUCUGCCCAGCUUCUCCUCUUGCUGCUCCAGCCUCCAAAACCAAGAUGGAAGAGAGGACCAAACAGGGCAAUGGGAGACUUGCCAAGCCUGUGACCAACCCCAGUCGAAACACUUCCUCUUCCGGGUCGCCCACUCCUGGGCUCAAAUUCUCAUUCUUAAAGGGGCAGAGGCAAGCCCCUGCAGCCCCAGAGAAAGCCUCGCUCCAGCAUGACGGGCCCUGGAAAGUCUUGUGUUCACUCUACUCACCCAAACCCAACCGAGCCAAGUGCUUAGGGAAAGCUGGAACAACUCAGACCAAAACAUCUGGCCUAGACGCUGACUCAGACCCAGUGACCGAGGAAAAGGCUGACUUCCCAGAAGCUUCUGCAGGCCCUCCAGAAAAAAGCCCCGCUCUGGACGAGGACCCCCCAGGGCUUGAGCCCAGGAUUGGGGCCCUGAGCGUGGAGAUCUUCCAUUCCAGGAUAGCAUGCCUGCCAGGCGGUCGGGACAGGGCGGGGCGGCCCCUGCUUCUGGUGUCGACCACCAAGGGCCCCUGGGAGGCGCCAUGGUGCACGGCCUCGGAGGUCACCAAGCUGUUUUCUUACCUGUGUGCCAUCCCCAGGCCUGAAGAUAAAACUAAGGGGUUGGCAGUUGUGAUUGAUGCUAGGAAACAGCCCCCACAUCCCAGUCUGGUCAGUGCCCUGCAGGCCACCCAGGCGCUGGUCCCAGCCUCCAUCCGUGCCAUGCUCUUCCUGGGGGAGAAGGAGGCAGCUCUCCAGCUGGAGGCAUUACCUGACAUCCAGGUAGAGGUGCUGACCUCACUGAAGGCCCUGAGCCACCACGUGGACCCCAGCCAGCUCCCUACGGCCCUGGAAGGCCCCUUCCCCUACUGUCAUGGCGAGUGGGUGCAAUUCUUCCAGAAGCUGGAUCCUUUCCUUGUUGACCUUCGUCAGGCCUCCUGCCUGCUAAAGGCUUCCAUCGAGGAGUUUGAGAAGGGUGAGCCCCCUGAAGGAGUGCAGGAGGCCUCCAGGUGUCUGAACAAGUCCAAGGAGCUGAUGGAGGCCGUGCUAAGGGACCCAGGCUUGAUGAGCCUCCAGCGGGAGGGCGGAGCCACCCUGGCCAGGCUGAGACAGGAGGGCAGCAGGCUGAACUUCAACCCGGACGUCAGGAGCCAUCUGGCCGAAGCUGCCGCCCUCUACAGCCUUGUGGAUGAGCAGCUGCACGUCCUGGCCACUGUGUCCAACCACCUCCUAAGAAGGCUGGAGCUCCGUGUCCGUCUGGGCCGCCUGGAAGCUGCCAUCCACCAGGUCAGCCACUGGAUGGAGCAGGAAGGAAGCCAGUGCCUGCAAGUGCUGACCCCCAAGGACGGAAGCUUGGAGACAGUGGAGAGAGCCCACGCAGAGUUUGAGGACUUCUUCCUUCAGGCUGCGGCCCAGUACCGCCGCGGCCUGGAGCUGUGCAAGCAGGCGGCCCAGCUGGCAGCAGCAGCCAGGGCUGGGGAGGCAGGAGGGACCGAGCUUCCGGAGCUGGCAGCCUUUGCCUUCACCCAGCGGGCCUUCCAGGCAAAGCUGACCCACUUCUACAUGGCGGCCGAGCGGCAACGCACAGACCUGGAGACACUGCUCCACCUGCACCACUUCUGCAAGAAGGUGACCUGGUUCCACAUGGACUGUCAGGACCUGAUGGCCCAGCUCAGGCUGGGCAAGGCCCAGAGGACCAGCCCUGGGGACCAGCGCCGUCUCCACCGCUACCUGCAGCGCCUGGCUUCCGAGUUUCCUGCUGAGAAGCUCACAGCCAUGGGGUUGCAGGUGGCCUCAUUGAGCCAGGAGGGCCUGGGCCGGGACCUGUGGGAGGAGGCCCAGGCGAGACACGAGGACAUCCAGAUGCUCCUGAAGAAGGCGCUGGCCCACUGUCCGUGCCCGGCAGGUUCCCCGGCCCACCCCAUGUGCCCAGAACUCAGAGGGGCGGCCGCCAAGGACCAGGGCCUGAAUGGGGAGGUCACUUCCAAGGGCAGAUGGGACCUGCCCCUCCAGGACUCACUGGGUUCAGAUCGUUCGCCCAAAUCCCGUUGGCCUCCUUGGGCCCUCAGGCGCGGACAGAACAGAAAUUUCCAAGCGGCCUCUCCGACCCAAGAAGCUGGCCAGGCUGUUGAGGUUGAUGAAGGCAGAAGCUCCCGUGGGCCCUUGGACCCCGCUCCUGAGCGUUUCCUCACCACCCUCUUCUCCUGGCAGCGACUCCCCAGGCAGACUCAGAUCCCCCAGCCUGCUGGGGACAGCUUCUCCUCGGAGGGGACAGGCUCACAGACAUCUCUGGAGGACUCGCCCCACACGAGUCCCCCUGCUUCCCUCUAGCUGGGAGUUCCCAUCAAUCACACCAGGCUCCCGAGGGCGAGGGGAGGGGGUGCCUGGGGUGGAGCCCAGCAACAGAUGGGGAGCCCGGGACUAUCCCUCAGAACGUGGCUACUGAGUUUGGCCCGUGCUUGGAGGAUGAGAACCCGGCACCUGCUCCUGGCCCCAGGUAGCUCUGGGAAG